UGGCUUCUGGUUUGACUGACACAGAGCUCUUGCUGGAGGAGACAGACACAGAGGAAGGUCAGAAGGAAGAGUGGACACUGGCAAAAGGAGGGGAGCCUCUUUCCUGGUCUCCUGACACCAUGGACAGCUCCCGUUAACAAAGGCACCUCUCCACUCCUGGGGCUGGGCAUCCUAUGCCCCCUUCCUGCCAGACUGGGACUUCAUCCAUCAUCCUCCAAGGGACAGUGAAGUUACACCCUAGUUCCCGUGUUGGUCUCUGAAGCUGAGAAGACAUCAGCCAACUGCCCCCCUUACUCCCAGGAUCUGUAGGCCCUCUGGACAUGACUCUCCUGGAAGGUUCCGUAGGGGUGGAGGACCUUGUGCUCCUGGAACCUCUGGAGCAAGAGUCUCUGCUCAAGAACCUCCAGCUGCGCUAUGAAAAGAAAGAGAUUUAUACCUACAUUGGGAACGUGCUGGUUUCAGUGAAUCCCUACCAACAGCUGCCCAUCUAUGGCCCAGAGUUCAUCGACAAAUACCGGGACUAUACCUUCUAUGAGCUGAAGCCCCAUAUCUAUGCGGUGGCAAAUGUGGCGUACCAGUCACUGCGGUUCCGGGACCAAGACCAGUGUGUCCUCAUCACGGGCGAGAGUGGAGCCGGGAAGACUGAGGCCAGUAAGCUGGUGAUGUCUUACGUGGCUGCUGUCUGUGGGAAAGGGGAGCAGGUGAACUCUGUGAAGGAGCAACUGCUUCAGUCAAACCCAGUGCUGGAGGCUUUCGGCAACGCCAAGACCAUCCGCAACAACAACUCCUCUCGAUUUGGAAAAUACAUGGAUAUUGAGUUUGACUUCAAGGGAUCCCCCCUUGGUGGCGUCAUCACAAACUAUCUGCUUGAGAAAUCCCGAGUGGUGAAGCAACUCAAAGGAGAAAGGAACUUCCACAUCUUCUAUCAGCUACUGGCUGGAGCAGACGCACAGCUGCUGAAGGCCCUGAAGCUUGAGCGGGACACGAGUGGCUACGCCUAUCUGAACGGGGAAGUGUCCAGAGUGGAUGGCAUGGAUGACGCCUCCAACUUCAAGGCUAUGCAGAGUGCCAUGACUGUGAUUGGGUUCUCUGAGGAGGAGAUGCGAUGGGUGCUAGAGGUGACGGCCCUGGUGCUGAAGCUGGGGAACGUGGAGCUGUCAAACGAGUGCCAGGCCAAUGGGAUUCCAGCAAGUGGCAUCUGUGAUGAGAGAGGUAUUCGGGAGAUUGGGGAAAUUGCAGGGUUGAAUUCAGAGGAACUAGAGAGAGCUUUGUGCUCAAGAACCAUGGAAACUGCUAAAGAAAAGGUGGUCACUGCACUGAAUGCCAUCCAGGCCCAGUAUGCUCGGGAUGCUCUGGCUAAGAACAUCUAUAGCCGCCUCUUCAACUGGAUAGUGAAUCGAAUCAAUGAGAGUAUCAAGGUGGGCACUGGGGAGAGGAAGAAGGUAAUGGGGGUCCUGGACAUUUACGGCUUUGAAAUACUAGAGGACAACAGCUUCGAGCAGUUUGUGAUCAACUACUGCAACGAGAAGCUGCAGCAGGUGUUCAUCGAGAUAACGCUGAAAGAGGAGCAAGAGGAAUAUAAGAGAGAGGGCAUCCCGUGGGAAAAAGUGGACUACUUUGAUAAUGGCGCCAUCUGUAACCUUAUUGAGCAUAAUCAGCGAGGCAUCCUGGCCAUGCUGGACGAAGAGUGCCUGCGGCCUGGGGUGGUCAGCGACUCCACCUUCCUAGCGAAGCUGAACCAGCUCUAUUCCAAGCACAGUUACUACGAGAGCAAAGUCACCCAGAACGCCCAGCGCCAGUAUGACCACACCAUGGGCCUCAGCUGCUUCCGCAUCUGCCACUAUGCGGGCAAGGUGACAUAUAACGUGAACAGCUUCAUUGACAAGAAUAACGACCUACUCUUCCGGGACUUGUCCCAGGCCAUGUGGAAGGCCCGGCACCCUCUCCUUCAGUCCCUGUUCCCUGAGGGUGAUCCUAAGCAGGCAUCUCGCAAACGCCCCCCCACUGCUGGGGCCCAGUUUAAGAGCUCUGUGGCCAUACUCAUGAAGAACCUAUAUUCCAAGAACCCCAACUACAUCAGGUGUAUAAAGCCCAAUGAGCAUCAGCAGCGAGGGCAGUUCUCCUGGGAGCUGGUGGCGACCCAGGCCCAGUACCUGGGACUGCUAGAGAACGUGCGGGUGCGUCGGGCGGGUUAUGCCUUCCGCCAGGCGUAUGGGCCCUUCCUGGAGAGGUUCCGACUGCUGAGCCGGAGCACUUGGCCUCGCUGGAAUGGGGGAGACCGGGAGGGGGUUGAGAAGAUCCUGGGGGAGCUGAGUGUGUCCUCAAAGGAGGUGACCUUUGGGAAGACAAAGAUCUUCAUUAAAAGUCCCAAGACUCUCUUCUACCUGGAGGAGCAGAGGCGCCUUAGAAUCCAGCAGCUGGCCACUCUCAUUCAGAAGAUGUACCGAGGCUGGCGCUGCCGCACCCACUACCAGCAGAUGCGCAAGAGUCAGAUCCUCAUUUCCUCCUGGUUUCGGGGCAACAGGCAAAAGAAACGCUAUGGAAAGAUAAGAGCGUCAGUAUUACUGAUCCAGGCUUUUGUGAGAGGUUGGAAGGCCCGCAAGGAUUAUCGAAAAUACUUCCGGUCCGGGGCCACUCUCACCUUGACAAAUUUCAUCUACAAAAGCAUGGCGCAGAAAUUCCUACUGAGGCUGAAGAACAAUUUGCCAUCUACCAAUGUCUUGGACAAAAAGUGGCCAGCUGCCCCUUACAAGUGCUUCAACACAGCUAAUCGGGAGCUGCAGCAGCUCUUCUACCAAUGGAAGUGCAAGAAAUUCCGGGAUCAGCUGUCCCCAAAGCAGGUAGAGAUCCUGAGGGAGAAGCUCUGUGCCAGUGAACUGUUUAAGGGCAAGAAGGCUGCAUACCCCCAGAGCGUUCCCAUUCCGUUCCGUGGCGACUACAUUGGGCUGCAAGGGAACCCCAAGCUGCAGAAGCUGAAGAGCAGGGAGGAGGGGUCUGUUCUGGUGGCAGAGACUGUGAAGAAGGUCAAUCGUAGCAACGGCAAGACUUCCUCUCGAAUUCUACUCCUGACCAAGGGGCAUGUGAUUCUCGCAGACACCAAGAAGUCCCAAGCCCAAACUGUCAUUGGGCUGGAAAGUGUGACUGGGGUGUCAGUCUCCCCCUUCAAGGAUGGGCUUUUUGGCUUGCACCUGAGUGAGAUAUCAUCAGUGGGUUCCAAGGGGGACUUCCUGUUGGUCAGCGAGCAUGUGGUUGAACUGCUGACCAGAAUGCACCGGGCUGUGCUGGACACCACGCAGCGGCAGCUUCCAGUCUCCGUGACUGAGCAGUUCUCUGUGAGAUUCAAGGAGAGUGAUGUGACUGUCAAGGUCAUCCAGGGGCCUCAGAGUCAUGAGAAGGGCAAGCUAAGUUGCAAGAAGAAGGGGAGUCGUGGCCUGGAAGUGACUGUGCCGUGAGGCGGUGGGGGCUUGAUGUAGAGAUGGCGGUUCCUUCUUCCUUGAUCGGCACCGCCCUACCACCCCGCUUUGUGGGAGGGUCUCACGUCUCAGCCCUCUCAUCACGGGCUGGUGCUCGGAGACGCAAGAACCCUCGAGGAGGACCGUUCUUCCCCCAAACCACCCCAAUCUUUUCUCCAAACUUAGCUUCCUUCCGCCCUCACCUUCUUUGCCCACUAAUAAAACAAAUGACUUCCCAAA
Molecule: messenger RNA, 3692 nt
Organism: Phyllostomus hastatus (greater spear-nosed bat)
Lineage: Eukaryota; Metazoa; Chordata; Mammalia; Chiroptera; Phyllostomidae
Gene: MYO1A
Product: myosin IA
Exons: 28
Coding region: 321-3452 (1043 amino acids)
Biological process (GO): sensory perception of sound; actin filament organization; vesicle transport along actin filament
Cellular component (GO): plasma membrane; brush border; actin cytoskeleton
Molecular function (GO): microfilament motor activity; ATP binding; actin filament binding
Source: RefSeq, a predicted model, not a curated record